This is a messenger RNA of Pelagomonas calceolata, 1234 nucleotides long. The record is from the annotation of a GenBank genome assembly. Lineage: Eukaryota; Pelagophyceae; Pelagomonadales; Pelagomonadaceae.
UUUGGGCCUCCAAUCGCUGCCAAGCUAUUUUUGCCUCGCGCAGCUUCACCAAAGCCGCGCCAGCCAAAACAGCAGUGCCAAAACACCAUGGGCGAGUCUAGAUCCCGAUCCCGCUCCCGCUCGGGCUCGCGCGAGCGCCGCCGCAGCCGCUCGCGCUCCCGCUCGCGCAGCCGCUCCGGCGGCCGCGGCGGCGGGGGCGGCGGGGCCUCCGGCGAGAAGCAGACGGGCGUGGCCCUCCGCUGGCAGGGCCAGCGCGGCUUCGGCUUCAUCAAGCCCGACGACGGCGGCGAGGACCUCUUCUGCCACGUCUCCGCCAUCGAGGACGGCAACUGCCUCGUCGAGGGCGCCAAGGUCAGCUUCGUCAAGGGCCAGGACGAGCGCUCGGGCCGCGACCGCGCGCAGAACGUGACCGGCGGCUCGACCGAGGAGCCCGGCGGCCCCGGCGGCCCGCAGGGCGACCCCGGGCCGGCGCCCGAGGGCCACUCGACGGGCGUGGCCCUCCGCUGGAACCCGCGCGGCUUCGGCUUCAUCAAGCCCGACGACGGCUCCGUACCGCGGCCAGUGUCCCAUACAUUUGUGAAGGGGGUGUAGCUCAGUGGCAGAGCGUCCGCUUUGCAUGCGGAAAGCCCAGGGUUCAAACCCCUGCUCCUCCACCACAACACACACAACUCCGUGGCGCAAUGGAUAGCGUAUCAGACUUCGAAUCUGGGGGUUGCGGGUUCGAGUCCCGUCGGAGUUGUUCAUGGUCUGACGGUACAAUCCCCACCGCAGGAGGACGUCUUCUGCCACGUGUCCAGCAUCAUGGACGGCAACGCGCUCGCCGAGGGCGCGCGCGUGACGUACCUCAAGGUUUUUGAUGAUCGCCGGGGCAAGGACCGCGCGAACCAAGUAAGAGGCGGAUUCCACGAGCAGCAGGGCGGCGGCGGCGGCGGCUUUGGCGGUGGUUACGGCGGUGGGGGCGGCUACGGCGGUGGGGGCGGCUACGAUGGCGGCGGCGGCGGCUACGGUGGUGGCGGCUAUGGUGGUGGUGGCGGUCCGUAGCAUUGUUGAUAUCAGGGAGGUGCCUUCGACUGAGCUGUACAUCGCUCGUGCUCACUCUCUGGGUGUCCACAGGUGGCUACGGCGGCGGCGGCGGCUACGGCGGCGGGGGCGGCUACGGCGACCGAGGUGCGUCUUCGUCGAUGGCGCCAUCGAGAGAGCAAUGAGAGCGAUGAUUGACCGUGUCCAUACAGGC